Molecule: messenger RNA, 2419 nt
Organism: Trifolium pratense (red clover)
Lineage: Eukaryota; Viridiplantae; Streptophyta; Magnoliopsida; Fabales; Fabaceae
Product: subtilisin-like protease SBT5.4
Exons: 10
Coding region: 83-2419 (778 amino acids)
Biological process (GO): proteolysis
Molecular function (GO): serine-type endopeptidase activity
Source: RefSeq, a predicted model, not a curated record
UUGUAUAUAUAAACAAGGGGUGCAUAUAGUCUCUUUUCACAUAUCCAAAUUUUGUUUUGCAAAACAAAUUUCAUUCAUAAAAAUGUCAUCAUUCAUUCAUCAUGUGUUAGUGUCACUUCUUAUUUGUGUUUUGUGGCAAGAACCUACCUUAGCUAUAAAACAGUCCUACAUAGUAUACUUAGGAUCACAUUCUUUUGGUCCAAAUCCUUCAUCAUUUGAUAUUGAAUCUGCCACAAAUUCUCACUAUGAUUUACUUGGAUCUUACCUUGGAAGCAAUGAGAAGGCCAAAGAAGCAAUAUUUUAUUCCUACAAUAAAAAUAUUAAUGGCUUUGCUGCAAUACUUGAUGAAGAUGAAGCUGCAAAAAUUGCAAAGCAUCCUAAUGUAAUAUCAAUUUUCUUGAACAAAAAAUACGAACUUCAAACUACGCAUUCAUGGAAUUUCCUUCGGUUAGAGAGUAAUGGUGAAAUUCCAAAGGAUUCAAUAUGGAAGAGAUCGUUUGGUGAAGACAUCAUAAUUGGAAAUUUAGACACUGGUGUUUGGCCUGAAUCCAAGAGUUUUAGUGACGAAGGAAUGGGACCGAUUCCAAAAAAAUGGCGUGGGAUUUGUCAAGUUGAUAACCAGAAUCAAGAUAAAUUUUACUGCAACAAAAAGCUUAUCGGAGCAAGAUAUUUUUACAAAGGUUAUCUAGCAAAUAAUGGUAAAGGUCUUAAAAAUGUAUCAUUUAACAGUGCACGCGACUUUGAAGGACAUGGUACGCAUACUUUAUCAACUGCUGGAGGAAAUUUUGUUGCAAAUGCAAAUGUAUUUGGUUAUGGCAAUGGAACAGUAAGCGGUGGAUCGCCAAAAGCACGAGUUGUAUCCUAUAAGGUUUGUUGGUCACCUGAAAGUGGAUGUUAUGAUGCAGACAUUUUGGCUGCUUUUGAAGCUUCCAUAAGUGAUGGUGUUGAUGUGCUUUCUGUUUCUUUGGGAAGUUUCCAAGUAGAAUAUUAUGAAACUGGUCUUUCUAUAGGGUCGUUUCAUGCAGUUGCUAAUGGCAUUACUGUAGUGAGUGCUGCUACAAAUUAUGGACCUUAUCUUAGUUCUGUAGGCAACUUGGAACCAUGGGUGUUCACAGUUGCUGCAAGUACUAUUGAUAGAGAGUUUAAUAGUUUUGUUACCCUUGGUAACAACAAAACACUCAAGGGUGCUAGCUUUUCAGAGAUGGAAUUGCAACCUCAUAAGAUGUAUCCAUUGAUAAGUGGUGCUGAUGCCAAAUAUGAUAAUGCAUCAUCCAAAGAUGCCCUUAAUUGCACUGGUGGAACUCUUGAUCCAAGAAAGGCUAAGGGGAAAAUAUUGGUUUGUCUUCAAAAUCAAGAUGAUUGUCACUUUCUUUGUAGAACUAACAAGGGUGUUGAAGCUGCUCGUGUAGGUGCUGUUGGAAUGAUUUUGGCUAAUGAUGAGAAUUCAGGGAGUGGAAUUCAAGCUGACCCUCAUGUGGUUCCUUCUUCAUAUGUUAACUUUAUAGAUGGCAGUUACAUUUUUAAUUACAUUAACCACACCAAGUUUCCUGUGGCUUACAUUUCUAAAGUGGUAACACAAAUGGCUACAAAGCCAGCUCCUUUUAUUGCUUUCUUUUCAGCAAGAGGACCAAAUCCUGUUGAGCCAACAAUCCUCAAGCCUGACAUCACGGCACCGGGAGUCAACAUAAUUGCUGCUUACGGUGAAGCUAUAUCUCCCUCAGAACAAGCAUCUGAUAAACGCAGAACUCCUUUCAGUGUUAUGUCAGGAACAUCAAUGUCAUGUCCACAUGUUGCUGGCCUUGUUGGACUGCUUAAAUCUAUUCAUCCUGAUUGGAGUCCAGCCGCUAUUAAGUCAGCAAUCAUGACAACAGCAACAACGGAAGACAACACUGGAGGACCUAUAUUGGAUUCAUCACUAGAAAAGGCAAUUCCGUUUGACUACGGUGCAGGACACGUUCAACCUAAUCGUGCAGUGGACCCUGGACUUGUAUAUGACCUAAAUGCUACUGAUUACAUGAACUUUCUGUGUGCUCGCGGCUACAACAGCUCUAUGCUUAAGUUGUUCUAUGGCAAGCCUUACACAUGUCCAAAGUCCUUCAAUUUGAAGGAUUUCAAUUAUCCAGCAAUUACAAUUCUAGACUUUAAAGUUGGACAAUCGAUAAAUGUUACUCGUACUCUUACCAACGUGGGUUCUCCAAGCAAAUAUACAGUGCUCAUUCAGGCUCCCCAAGAAUUUGUAGUUUCUGUUGAACCUAAGGUAUUGAGUUUUAAUCAAAAGGGUGAAAAAAGGGAGUUCAGAGUUACAUUAAGCUUCAGCCCAAAAAGUAAGGAUAAGUCUGAUUAUGUCUUUGGAAGGUUAAUUUGGACUAAUGGGAUGAACAGUGUUGGGAUACCUAUUGCACUUAACAAUCCACAUUAG